This is a messenger RNA of Anisakis simplex (herring worm), 996 nucleotides long. Lineage: Eukaryota; Metazoa; Nematoda; Chromadorea; Rhabditida; Anisakidae. The record is from the annotation of a GenBank genome assembly.
GAUAAAAAUGGAGAUCCAAGAAAUCGACAUUUGACAGCGUUCGUUCAGGUACUCUUGUUGGAAAUUGUUACCCGAGGUUCGAUACCGUUGUUUUGGUCGCAACGUCCCAAUCUCCGCUGGCAACCCGAACCAAUGAUGAAGCCAACUGACGAUCAAUUAAAUGCGUACGUUAGUCAUAUGAUCUUGCAGCGUCAGGUCUACGGUGGACAACAUGUGAUUGUGAAUCUCGUAAAUCAACGAGGACGUGAGAGGCGAUUAGGUGGUGAAUUGGAACGUGUGGCACUUCAAGCUAGUCUUCCCUUCGUUAGGCAUAACCCUUUCGAUUUCCACAAGGAAUGUCAUGCGAUGAACUGGGCGAGAAUAUCGAUUUUGAAAGAUCAACUGCGCAAUGAGAUCACUCAGUUCGGAUUCUUCUCGUCGCCACUGGCUCACCCUGAGCGUAGCCGUCAGCAAACGGGCGUGUUCCGGACGAAUUGCAUGGACUCGUUGGACAGAACGAAUGUUGUGCAAUCGAUGAUCGCGAAGGAAUCUCUGAAAGAUCAACUCACAUAUAUGGGUAUAAUCGGUAGUGGGAUUUACACGUUGGACGAUUUUCCUGAUCUCAUCAAACUGUUCAAAAAUGUAUGGGCAGAUAAUGGCGAUGAGUGCAGUCGACAGUAUGCUGGAACUGGCGCUCUGAAAGCCGAUUUUACACGUUUUGGAAAGCGAACUUACGGUGGUUGCUGGAACGAUCUCGUGAACGCACUGACUUCCAGACGCAUUUAUUCAUUUGAGAAUUUACCGGCAACAUUUGAAACGACCAUCCUGAAUUUUGACUAUCACGGUGGUGCGAUCGCAGGCGCCAUCUUUGCGGCAGCAAUGACGAUUCUUUGCGUUUUGGUCGCAGACAACAUGACCGCAACAAUAUUUUGGUUGGUGAUCUUCAUGGCUCUGAUGCUGUUCAUCUUUAUCAACGGAGAAGAAUUUGUGAACCGCCCGAAGCUGAAACUAGAAUAA